Propithecus coquereli (Coquerel's sifaka) is the source of this 1394-nucleotide messenger RNA. RefSeq names its product RNA binding motif protein 34 (gene RBM34). The record is from RefSeq and is a predicted model, not a curated record. The coding region runs from base 24 to 1328 and encodes 434 amino acids. Gene Ontology annotation, molecular function: RNA binding. The transcript has 10 exons. Lineage: Eukaryota; Metazoa; Chordata; Mammalia; Primates; Indriidae.
GUCUGAGAGGCCUUGAAAUAAAAAUGGCUGUGGAAGGGAAGAACAAACGGAAGAAAAAGAAAAGUGCCGAGCAGGGAAAGAACCCAGACGACGGUGUUCGCGGGAAUCUGACCGGAGACUAUCUGGUUGGACAAGUCGCCAAUAGUUUAUUCCACGACAAGCUCUCCAGAGGCAGCACAGGUCGGCUGGCGUCCCUCUUCAGCUCUUUUGAGCCUCAUGUUCAACCCGUGUACGUGCCCGUGCCUAAAGAAACCGCCAGAAAAAGGAAACGUGAUGAGGAGGAGGAAAGUACAUCCCAGAUUCAAAGACCACUUUUGCAAGAACCUGCAAAAAAAAUGAAAGUGAAGAAGAAACACUCUGAUGCAGACAAAAAGUUGGCAAACAGGGAAAGUGCUCUAGCGAGUGCUGAUUUAGAAGAAGAAAUUUACCAGAAACAAGGGCAGAAAGGGAAAAAUUCUCAAUCUGGUGUUAAAGUCGCAGAUAGAAAAGUACUUGACGAUGUAGAUGACACAGUUGUAAAUCAAAGAAAGAAAAUUCAGAUCAACCAAGAAGAAGAGAGAUUAAAGAAUGAGAGAACUGUGUUUGUUGGCAAUUUGCCUGUGACAUGUAAUAAGAAGAAGCUGAAGUCAUUUUUUAAAGAGUAUGGACAAAUAGAAUCUGUACGAUUUCGUUCUCUGGUAUGUUUUCUCUCCCCUUACAAAUGCAUAAUAUUAAAAUGUAUUGCAUUUACAACAAAGCGUAAAAUUCAUCCUGAUCAGAAAAAUAUUAAUGCCUAUGUUGUGUUUAAGGACAAGAGUGCUGCUACAAAAGCAUUGAAAAGAAAUGGGACUCAAAUUGCAGAUGGAUUUCGUAUUAGGGUUGAUCUUGCAUCUGAGACUUCAUCUAGGGACAAGAGAUCAGUAUUUGUGGGGAAUCUCCCUUACAAAGUUGAAGAAUCUGUCGUUGAGAAACACUUUUUGGACUGUGGGAGUAUCGUGGCAGUGAGGAUUGUGAGAGACCAAGCUACAGGAGUUGGCAAAGGGUUUGGCUACAUACUCUUUGAGAAUACAGAUGCUGUUCAUCUUGCUCUGAAAUUAAAUAACUCUGAACUAAUGGGAAGAAAACUCAGAGUCAUGCGUUCUGUUAAUAAAGAAAAAUUAAAACAACAGAGUUCAAAUCCAGGUUUGAAGAAUGUCAGUAAACUUAAGCAGGGACUUCAUUUUGCUUCCAAAAAUGCAGAAGGACAUUCUAAGAGUUUAUUUAUUGGCGAAAAAGCUGUUCUCAUUAAAAAGAAGAAGAAAGGACAAAAGAAAAGCGGACAAACUAAGAAACAGAGAAAACUGAAAUAGUGAUUAGAAGCUGCUUUUGACUCCCCCCAACUAAGUAGUUAGUAAAAGUGGUAUUAUCUGCUAAUA